UGUCCUUCGGAUCCUGCUGGAUGAUGUUGAUGAUUGGUGGCCUAGUCCUUCUAGUUGGUGUUCGAAGGAACUGUUGGUGUCUGGAUCUCUCGUUGAGAGGUUAUCUCGCCUUGGUGGGCGUGAGAUUCUUCUGCUAUUUGGUACCAAUCUACUUGGUUACUCGUGUGGUAAUCUGCUUCUCCUUCUUUUUGUGUGAAGGAGUCGCGAUCCGUAUCCAUAGGUGCGUCAAAUGCGAGGAAAACCAUGAACCGGGAAAAUGCAGCAGUCCGCCACAACAAAUAAACGAAAGGUCCAAACUAUUCUGCGUUAACUGCAGAAAUUAUGGCCAUCCAGCUUCAUAUAAAGGGUGCCCUAAAAUAAGCGAAAUAAGAAAAAGACUAGUAGCAUCACAAGAAGUCAACAGACAAUACACCAAGACAAACACCAUUCAAGCAGAACCAAAACAAGAAUAUAAGCUUGCCACUCACAAUCUUAGCUACGCUAAAGCUACCAAAAACUUACCAAGAACAAUCGAAAUUGAAAACACAAGCCUAGCCAGAACAAGCACAAGCGACACACACAAGAGGAUAUAUAAUCAAAAUUUUGAACCCACAAUAGAAAUCAUGAUGAAGGAAAUAAUAAAUAACCACCUAAAUCUAAAGAAAAUAGUGGAAGCAAACACGAAUAAAAUAAACACAAUAGCAUCAUUACUUGAAAAACUUAUACAAACGCAGGAAUCCCAUGGAUAGACAAAAAGAAAGAAAAAACAAAAU
Monomorium pharaonis (pharaoh ant) is the source of this 752-nucleotide messenger RNA. RefSeq lists its product as uncharacterized. The record is from RefSeq and is a predicted model, not a curated record. The transcript has 3 exons. NCBI's taxonomy places the organism in Eukaryota, Metazoa, Arthropoda, Insecta, Hymenoptera, Formicidae. Bases 21 to 728 code for a protein of 235 amino acids.